Messenger RNA from Heterobasidion irregulare TC 32-1, 618 nucleotides. Its product is annotated as cation transporter. The transcript has 12 exons. NCBI's taxonomy places the organism in Eukaryota, Fungi, Basidiomycota, Agaricomycetes, Russulales, Bondarzewiaceae. The record is from RefSeq and is a predicted model, not a curated record. Gene Ontology annotation, molecular function: glutathione specific gamma-glutamylcyclotransferase activity; gamma-glutamylcyclotransferase activity. Bases 1 to 618 code for a protein of 205 amino acids. Gene Ontology annotation, cellular component: cytoplasm. Gene Ontology annotation, biological process: glutathione catabolic process.
AUGACGCUCGCAAAGCCUUACAUAGUCUUCGGGUACGGCUCCCUCAUCUUCAAGCCUCCGCCGCACACCGUCGCUCAAACGCCGGGGUACCUGAAAGGCUAUGUGCGUCGCUUUGCCCAGAAGUCGCAUGAUCAUCGCGGGACGCCCGAGAAUCCUGGGAGAGCCGUGACGCUCGUCCAUCAAGCAGACUGGGAAGCGUUCUCUGGGUCGGAUCCCUUUCCUCAUGAGGAUGUCGUGUGGGGUAUCGCAUAUACCGUAGAUCCUGCACACGCAGCAGAAGUUAGAGACUACCUCGACUAUCGCGAAAAGGAUGGUUACACGCUGGAAGAAGUGGACCUGUACGGAAUAGAGAACGGCCAGGAGAAAGUGAUCAUACCCAAUGCCGUCUGCUACGUCGGCCGGAAUGACAACCCCUCGUUCAUCGGCUCGGAAUCGCUGGAUCAGCUGGCUGAGAUCAUUUGGCGCUCUGUUGGUCCCUCUGGGCGGAACAAGGAUUACCUCUACGAACUCGCCAAAGCGGUGCACAAGCUCUCGCCAGAGUCGCACGACUCUCAUCUUUACGCGCUUGAGACACGGGUGCGAGAGCUAGACAAGGCGCGCGACCGAGACAAUGAAUAA